CUCCCGCCCGCGAGAAGAUGGCGGCGCCCUUAGCGCGGCAGCUGCAGGAGCUGCUCGACCCGCGGCCCAGCUUCCGCGACCCCGAGGACGACGCGGAGGAAGCUACAGUUGCUAAAGUGAUUGACAAAUUUGAGGAUGAAACUGCAGAUGACAUUUUCCCUGUUGGUAAUAUACGGAAAAAAGCUUCAGCCUCUCUCCUGGCAGCUGAUAAAAGGUACAUUGGAAAAGCCACAUCUCGCAGAGCCUUGCAAGAAGAACUCUGGGGAGAUGCUCUGUCUGAAGAAGGAUCUGCUGAAGAAACGUUAGAUGAAUUCUCCAUCGGCAGUGAAGAUUCGGAAGAUGAGGGCAGCUUAGGCAGUAAAGCAAAGGAGAAACCCAGCGGUGCUGGUAGUGACCAGGAAGAUGACUUGGAAAAUGAUGACGAGAAGGAAACAGAUUUGUCUGUCAAGCUCAAGGCACCAGAGUUCAGUUCCCAGAACAUCACUGACUUUGAGAAAUUUACAGAGGGAAUGGAUGAUGUAGGCAGCAGUGAAGGGGAAGAUGAAGAUGAUGCCAGCAUGGAAGAAGCAAGUGAUGAGGAGAAAUAUCAGAAUGAAAACCAUGACAAUAUAAAAGACACCAAAGAGAGCGAGGAUGAUGGAGGAAUGAUGACAUUCUCAAAAGGACAAGUGGUUGAAGAAGUAGAAAAGGGAAAAGCUGUGAAAAACCAGUUAGCACUGUGGGAUCAACUAUUGGAAGGGAGAAUCAAGAUGCAGAAAGUCCUCCUAACAGCUAACCGGCUUCCACAGCCAGAUACUUUCCCAAUCUUUAAAAAAGAAGGUGGACAAGAAUUUGACAAUGCCGUCAAGAAUGGUUAUAAAGCCCUGAAGGUGUUGCUGAGAACAUUAGUGGACCUUCAAGAUGAGCUGCUUUAUCAAUACCCAGGCACGAGGCAUCUGGUAGAUGGAAAGCAAUCAAAAAUUGAGAGUGAUGAUGAAAUCCUCAGCAGUAGCGAUGAAGAGAAAGUGGAUGAGCCUCAGAAGAAGAGUAGGAGCCUCCCGAAACGAAAGCUAAAGAUGGAAGACUACCCAGAAUUCGUGGCCAAGCGGUUUGCUGACUUCAGAACGUAUCGGAACAAUGUCUUGCAGAAGUGGCAUGACAAGACAAAGCUGGCGUCAGGCAAAAUGGGAAAGGGUUUCGGUGCCUUUGAGCGUUCAAUCUUGACUCAGAUUGAUCAUAUUAUGAUGGACAAAGAGAGAUUACUACGGCGGACACAGACCAAGCGAUCAGUAUAUAGAGUGCUUGGAAAGCAGGAACAGGAAUCUCCUCCAGUCCCUGAAUCUUUGCCUGAAAAUUCGGAAGUCCUCCCUCAGACAGAUUCCAACAGGCACCUGAAGGAUGUAGAUGAGGAGAUAUUUGAUGACGACGACUUUUAUCACCAGCUCCUUCGAGAACUUAUUGAGCGUAAAACCAGCUCAUUGGACCCCAACGAUCAGGUAGCAAUGGGCAGACAGUGGCUGGCCAUCCAGAAGUUACGAAGCAAAAUAAAGAAGAAAGUCGACAGAAAAGCCAGCAAAGGAAGGAAAAUCCGGUAUCAUGUCCAUAGCAAGCUGGUGAGCUUCAUGGCACCUAUUGACCACUGUACAAUGAAUGAUGAUGCCAGGACGGAGCUUUAUCGUUCGCUGUUUGGAAAAAUCACCCGCCCUGAAGAACCCGAGCAGAAUUAGCGCUGGGCCCUGGCGUCAGGUCCAACCGCCCGGGGGGCUCCCCACCGCGGGCCCCUCGCUCGGCCAAGGCGCAGCGGGUGCAGCUCCGGGAAUCGGACCCUGUGUCGCUGCGGGCGGUCCCCUACUUGGACGUCUGCUGUGCUCGGAGGCAGCAGGCAGCCCUGCUCUGCUGCGGUCGCUCUGUGCUGCCCCGGAGCACCCGGAGCAAGGUCUGUGCGGCGGCUGCCUUGCUCCUCAGACAGCUCAAGAACAGCCUGUGCGCAGAGACACGUUAGCACCCUUCUUCCCAAGGCCGGAGAAGAAGUGCGGUCUUGCUGCUGCAUCGGGCUCUCUUGCUGGGGGUUCAUUUGUUGCACAUAAAUUCCCAUUAAAACGUACAGCGUCAGAAUGCCGCGUGUGGGACAGACGUUUAGCGUCCCCAAUGCCCUCCUCGCCCAUGCUCCGGGGGCCUCUGCCUCCUCCCAAAGGCAACCCAUUUCCAACUCUUCUUUUCCAAUUCCUGGCCCUGAUUUAGCAAUCUGCUCAGCACAGGUGCGUUGUUCUGCUGGGGGCCCCUUCAGCCCAGCAGGGACCAGCAGCCCCCCAGGCCGCUCACCCAGCUUUGAAUUCAAUCUUCAGUUUUUUAGUUGUGGGAUUGGUGAGGGUUUUUGAAGCAUGCAGUUCUGUUCAUUGACUGCAUAUCUGGAAUGUGUGACUUUGUUCUGAGUCAAGAGGAUUUAAAUGUCAUUUACAUAAUUAACAUGGCCUUAAAACACGGAAAAGGUGCUCACCCUUAGCGCCAGCCCCAUCUCCCCACUCACACUCCGGUUUCUGAAGCAGCACUCGCUGCUCACAUGGACGUUUGCUGACCGGUGAUGAGCAUGACACAGGACACGGCUGGGGCUGUUCCUGCAAUUAGAAGAUAUCGGUGAAUUUUCAGUCCAGCAUUGAUCCUGCACACUUAAUUAUUGCUGUUGAACAUGACUCUGAGCCGUCCCGGCUUCCCCAUCACCAUGACACACUUGUGAAAGCUGCCGGCACGUGUAGAGCUGGCCGGCGGAGCUGCCUCACUUGGGGGUUUCUGUGGGGUUGUGUAUCCAAAGGUCAGAAGCUGGAAAUUAAAUCCCCGUAAGGGGAAUUUAUGAGCCUGCUGUGAUCAAUCUCAAAUGGAGGUUAUCUUGCGUAAAUAACGUGUGCAUAUGUAUGGAUAAUAAGAUGGCCAAUGCUUGCGACCGCAGGAACUACAGUGUCUCUGUUUUGUGUUUUCUACAACCUAAUUAAAGCGUUUUGUAAACCGA
Dromaius novaehollandiae (emu) is the source of this 2983-nucleotide messenger RNA. It is a transcript of the gene AATF, whose product is annotated as apoptosis antagonizing transcription factor. NCBI's taxonomy places the organism in Eukaryota, Metazoa, Chordata, Aves, Casuariiformes, Dromaiidae. Gene Ontology annotation, cellular component: nucleus; nucleolus. The transcript is spliced from 12 exons. The record is from RefSeq and is a predicted model, not a curated record. The coding region runs from base 18 to 1706 and encodes 562 amino acids. Gene Ontology annotation, biological process: regulation of transcription by RNA polymerase II.